GUUGUCAUGGUGACAUUUAAGUUUGGAUCUCUCUAGUCCUUCAAUGUCAUUUAUAAUAACUUAUAAAUCAAUUUGUUUCUUCCUCCUGUAAUUAGUUUAUUUAAUUCCUGACAAUUACAAUUUGAAAAUGACUACUGAUACUUUGCCUGAAAAAACACCAACUCAGAAAAAAAAGAAAACACUUCUUGAAAAAUAUGAGAUACCUAUUAGUCAUCUUGAAUUUGAUUAUGUUAAAAAGUGUUGUAACAUUUUAGAAAUUGAGAGGAUCUUAAGAAUUUUAAGGGGAUUUCAGUUUAUUUUUAUGUUUAGGUCUGGUGAAGAAGGUCACUAUCCAGAACUCCUUAAGUGUGUCGAAGACCGGUUAAAAUUUUUAUGUCCAGACCACAAAUCAUUGAGGACGUGUGAACCUGUUAUGACCAAAUCUUGUUUGAAUGCUGAAGAAUGGAAUUCUGUUCAUAAAGAAAUCAUGGAGUGGAAACAAGAGAUUGAUGAAACUGAUCAAAUACUAAAUAAUAGUAAAACUCUGUCAGAUUCUGCAAACUUUUAUCCUGAAGUUAGGAGACCUGUUAACAAAAUUGAGAAUGAAACAGUAAAGGAGAAUUCAGAAAAAAAGAAGAUCACAAUGACAGAUUACAACCAGUGGGAAAAAUUUGAUGCUGAUAAGGAAUGUUUGAAACUCGAUCUUGAGGAAGAGAAAAGGGCUGAAGAGAAACAAAGGAGAGAACUUGCAGAAAAGAAAAAGAAAGAAACUGAGAGUAAUCUCUCCCUCGAGGAGAAAGAGAUUCAAGAAAUUGCUCUAACAGCUGAUGGUUUAAGUCAAAAAGAACGUAAAGUGAUGGCGGGUAAAGAAAAGGAAUUAGGUAAUGAAUUUUAUAAACGCAAUCUUUUUAACGAAGCUAUCAAACAUUACACCAGAUCGAUCUACCUCUUCCCCUCUGCAGUUAGUUACAACAACAGAGCUGCUACCUAUUUGAAGCAGUGCAAAUUUAAUAAAGCUCAAGAUGAUUUGGACAUUGUUUUGGAAAUGGAACCCGAUAAUGUUAAAGCUCAUUUUAGGCGGGCUUUGACAAGGCAGCACAAAAAUCAAUUCCAAGAAGCUCUUGAUGACAUUCUAUUUGUGCUGAAACAUGAACCAAAUCAUGUUAUUGCUAAACAUAUUGCAAAUGAACUGCGAGAUAAUUGUUAUAAAAUUCCUAGAACUCAUAAAAUUAGAACAUAUAAUGAAAAGGACCCAACAGAAAUAGUGGAAAUCGAAGUUACUGAUAAGGAAUUUAAUGAAAAGUACAAAGAUAAAAAAGAAUAUCUGUCAUUAAAUGAUUUUAAUCUUCCUAAAAUUAUGUGCAAUUGUAAUGGUAAGCAUACUAAUGAUCCUCUGCUGUGCAACAAUGAUCCGCUUCGUUACCAACACAUACGUGCCCGUUACGGCGAAAGGGCAAAUGAUAAAAUUGCCGAAAUGGAAAGGGCGAGCAAGAUGUUGAGGGCUGCUGGUAACAGGACCAGUGCUCCCUCCAAGAACCUCAUCAAUGAAUCAGUUAAUAAAGCCAAACCCCUAAUUCAGACGACGGACAUCACUGAAACCAAACCUUCCGUGUCUGGGGCGAGGCGGUUAGACAUUGUCGAACUUGAGAAGAUCGAGGAAGAAGAAAUGACCUCGAAAAUUCAGGACACUCAUCUGAACGUUUUGGGUGACAAGUUAGAACAAUCUCACAAAGUGGUUACAUCUUGCCUUGUUACUGACAAGAGAAAGACAAAAUCACCUAAAGUUUAUUUUGGCAACUACGAGGAAGGAGAUAGUGAAGAAGGUAAGCAAGAAGAAGCAGCUGCUCUUGUUGGAAAUUUAGAGGAUAAUGGUGCAUUGCCUAAAUCCAAGGAGGAAAAGAUGAAUAUUAACAUUAACCUAAAGGAAUCGCUAGAUAUGGGAGGUGGUGGCGACGCAGCUCGAGAGUCCAUUGAAGAGCCUAUGUUGGUCGAUGACAGCUCUCCUUCAUACAGCAUCCUUUCUGUAGAGGAAUCUUCAGUGCCGCAAGUUGAAGCUCCUGCUGCUGAUUCUUCGACUGCCAACCAUAAUGGUUCAGUUAAUUAUGAGUCCUCGUCCAGUGAAGCAGGGGAUGAACUACCUAAUGAAAUCACUGUCGAUGUUCAUUCAGCAGAAGUGGUGCAGCAUGUGGACUUGAACUCGAUUGCAAAGCAGCUUUUUCCCAAUGACAUUUUAAAGAAUUGUGAAUGUGGAGAGGGAUUUGCGUUAUGGCCAUCACAAUUUGAAAGUGCAUGGCUUUCAUUUGAAAAAAUGUCCAAUGCUGUAGAAGAGCGUUGUAAACUCCUACGACUGAUCUGUCCUCAUCGACUAUCAACAGUAAUAGGUAAUACACUCGAUGAGAAAUUGCUGGCAGGCCUUAUUGAUUGCUUGGACCAAUGGUUUGAUCCAAUAAUUGAAGGAAAUAAAGUUCGGAGUUACUUAGAAUCGAUAGCAAACCUCCAGCGGUUCAAAAUCAUCUACUGCUUCUUACCUAAGAACUCCAAGCACAGUGUGCAGGCAUUAUUGAAGAAACUGGGUCCGAUCUCAGGAGAGCUCGAGAAAGACUUUUUAUAAUUACUAAGAAUAUUAGCCAAUAGGAGCAUUAUAGAAGCUAAACCAUUUCCAUCUAUUCCCACUUUAUUUAUUUAAUUAUAAUUUUUGGGAUGAUAUAAUGGUUUUUUUUUUAUGGUAUGCCAACCUAUCUUGCCUGUUUUAGGCUUACACAAUGUCACCUGUUAUGCAGAGGUUAUUGCAACAUUUAGCCUUGAGCAAAAUGUUAUUUCAGAUAUGGUAGACUCUUUUUAUCUGAAAAUACAAAUAUUUUCAGUUACUUUUCCUAUGAAAUGGCAUGAUAUUCAGUAUUAAGAAAAGUGGAAUGGAGAGAGAAAACUAUUGCCAAAGACCUUCUAUAAAUAUUAAUUUUUUUUUUUUUUAAUUGAAUGUAUUAAUAAUACGUAAUAUAAUAAAAAGGGGAUAAUAAAUAGACUCUGGUGUCUUUUAAUCCAUUUUUGUAUUUUAGAACUUUGUAAAGAUUUAAUUUAAAUGAUUUCUUUUAGAAUUAUAUCUAUUUUAUUAAUGAUUUCUAAAAGGCCAUGUAAAAACUUAUGUUUUGUUUAAAUGUCACCUUUCUCAUUUUAUUGUUUACCUUCUUUCAAAUGACUAUUUGAAGUAUAGGUGUGGUCUUUAAUGAUGUGGAUAAAUGCUUCUUGUUACACGUUUGAACAGCAGAUGAAUUGCUAACAGAUUUGAUUAGUCUUAAUUAUAAUAUUGAUAUAAAAAAGUUUUAGUUUAUUAUGAAGGGUUGAUGCCUUCUUACCUUGUUAAGAUAGUUGGUAUAUCCUAUUCACAUAUCAAAUUUGUACAGUUUAAAAUUAUGUUUUCACUUCCUCAUUGGACCUAGAAAUAUCAAGAUUGGGCUUUUUUCUUGUUUUUAUAAUACUUUAUUUUAUAUAAAGAUAAAAUGAUAUGGUAAUAAUAAACAAAAAAAUAAAUAAACAAAAUCUUGAUGAUUCUUGUAUAAUGGAUUUCUGCUUUACUGUAUGAAUAUCAUAUAUACAUUUGACAAAUGAAUUAUGGUUCUGUUGCCCUAUUCAUAAAGACAUUGUUUGACAUAGAGUUGAGGCAUUUUUGUUUCUUAAAUUCAUUUUAAAAAUUAUUUUCAGCAUUUUAAAUAUUAGUUUCCAGAGACCAUGUUUUGAUGAAUAAAAAAAAAAUAUAUAGAUAUAUAUAAAUAAAGAAUGCAAUGAAAUAGCAAAUACGUGCAAUUAUUUUUAUGUAAUGUUGUAAUUAAAUAGUCAUUAAUAAACAAACAAACAAAAAUUAUAAUAAUGUGAUAAAUAAUGAUUUCUUAAAGUUAAGGGGAAAAAUGUUAGAACUUUUUAAAUGUAAUCUUGUCAUUUUUUAAAUGAAAAGCAUGAAAAAUUUAAAAACAAUUUCUUGUAGGUAACCAAAAAUGAAAAGAUCUAAUUUAUGUGUUGCAUGCUGUAUACAAUUGUGUAAAUUGUGAAUAAGUUCGUUUUCAUAUUAAUGGCCCAAUUUGGAAAAAUAUUUGAACAACUGUUUAAAAAACAAAACAGAAAAUUAAAUAUGCAGUAACAUAUAAAUUGAGUCAGUUGUAAAGAAAAUCUGGACCUCUGAGGCAUGUCUUGAUACUGUUUUACAAAAGUAAGAUUUUGUCUAACUGUUUUACUAGUUGAAAUGUCGCUUAUCACAGAGUACAAAAAGAUCUUGAUUACUUUCAAAUUGCUCUAUUAGGUUAAAAUGACAGUUGGGUUUAUUUCUGAGGUCCAGAAAUGUGGUUUUACUUUCAGUAAGGGAGCGAUAGAUUAUAAUUAACAAUUAGUUUUCAAUUUUUUAGAUCAUUUGAUCUUCUGACUUGUUAUUUAUAUUUUACGUUUCUUAAAAAAAAAAAGAAGGAAAAAAGUCAAUAGGAUAGCUUUUUAUUUAAGAUUUUUACCUUUAUUUUUAAGAAUUGAUGGCAGCACUUCCGGAUUAUCGAUUCAUUUUUCUUUCUUUACAUUGCUCUAGUUACUCUUUAGCCUUUUAAAUAUAUACCAUUUUAAAAUGAAAAGAUAAAUAAUUAUCUAUUUCUGUCAUCCUAAUAGACUUUGCUUAUCCUUAUUUAAUUAAUUUUUAUCACCAACUUUAAAGUUAUUUGUAUUUCUGAGUGUAUGAUAUUAUUAUCUUAUAAUCUGUCUUGAACAUUAGCAUUGUUUUAAAAUACUUUUUUCUUCUGUCAUUGAAUUAUUUUAAAGUCAGGCACUUUUACCAGAAGGAAACCAGUUAACUCUUGCUAACUCAAAUUUCGGGAAAAUGAUAAUUGAGAUACAUUUAGUAGAUUGAUAUCACAGGAUUUGACUUAAACUUUGAUAAUUGAGAUACAUUUAGUAGAUUGAUAUGACAGAAUUUGACUUAAAUUUUGAUAAUUGAGGCUAUGUUUUUAAUAAUUCUGGCUUACACCAAGUUAUUCAAGCUGUAAAUGUCAGUAACUUGUUACUUCGUCUUGAAGAGCUUAAGUUUUCUCAAACAUUAUUUUAGUGAUAGCCUCAUAUUUUUUUAGGUUAACAUUUGAUGUUCUCUCCAGCUAAUGAAAAUUUAAAAAAAAUAAGUUAUCAAAGAUUUUGUGUUAAUUAUAGUCGAAUAUUUUUUAUUUUGUAACUUGAAGCAAAGGAAUUUAAUAUAUAUUUAAAAUUUGAUAAUUAAUAAUUUCUUUCUCCCUUAUCAAUUAGAUUAGGUUACUAAACUUGAACUUAUUAUUAUGCUACUUAUUUUUCAGUAGAAUAUGUUUCGAUUUGGCUUUAUUUUCUACGUAUGAAUGAAUUUGUUUAUCUUUUAGAGAUUGGUGUUAAUAUUCUUGGAUUAGUGAUAAUCAUUUUUUUCUUAAAUCUAACUUUUUCUGACUGGACCAGCUAUGAUUAUAAUUGUUAAUAAUUAGUUUAGGUUCUACCUUGAAAGAAACUUAAGUUGCAGACACUUACCUCUUGUGUGUUGAGAGAGCACAAUUUUGCAGCAGUUACCAGUAGAUAUUUAUCUUAGGCCAUUUAAAAAUGAUAUCUCGGGGCUGAUUUCAUCUUGUUGUUAUUGAUUAUUUAUCUAGAAGAUGAUGGUUGAACCCAUGGUAAAAAAACAAAUCAGUUUUAAAUAUUUUAUUACUUUUAACAAAUUUAUUUUUUUAAUUUUUACCGCAACUAACAUUCAAUCCAUGUUAACAAUAUGGAUAUAAUUGAUUAUAACUAUUUUUAUCUAUGCAUGUACAAUACUUGUUAUCAAUGUUAUAAAUAUUGUGUUGAUCCUUGGUUCUAAUUUUGUCUAAAAUAUUAUUUAUUAGUGUUAUCAAUUUUGCUGGCAUUUUUUUUAUAAUGAUUGAAUUAAAAUAAUGGUUUUUCAAACUGAAAAUGUCAUGAAAAAAAAGCACAUAUUUUACUAUGCUAUUUCAGAGAUUGAUGAAUCAAUAGUUAAAUUAUUUAAGUGAUUUUUUUUGUAAGAUGUUUAAUUCUUGUAUUUAUAGUUUCAAUUAAUUAAUUGAUAUAAUGUUUAGUUGGAUAUUAAGUUUUAUAAUCUUUAAAAAUAGUGUUUACUAGAGGAAUGAACUUCUGAUCACUUACCUACCGCUUCUCUCGAAGUAUAUAUCCUACUUUCCAACUAAAAUAUCCUGUGAUGUACACUAAUAAGCAUAGCAUUAAAUUUUACACGUGAUAAAUAGCUAGGACACUUGAAUUGAGUUCUUGAACAUCUUCAGUACUGGCAACAUAUCCUGAUGAUGACUCACAAUUUUGGAUUGAAACGUCGUGACUAUUUAUCACAAACCAGUAUAAUGAAUUUUAUCAUUAAUUUUUUAAUAUAACAACAUUGAGAGAGAAUGUAAAAUGAAUUAGAAUCUUGAAUUUUUGUCUGUUUUAUAUUAUUGCACUAAAAUUUAAUUUUUCAAGGGUAAAUAAAAAAACAAACUGUCUGUUUCCUGUGCUUUAUCAUAAAGCUCGUAAGUCAAUAUUACUUUGUGCUAAUUAGUUGUUUGAUAUUGUUGCUGGAAGCCUUUAGUUUAUAUAUAAUUUAAAGUAAAGUGAAUUAAUUCCCAUCUUAAUUUUUACUGCAUUAUUUUCUAUAUAUUUGGUAAUGAGAUGUCAAGAAGCAAUAAAUAAAUUUACACAUUAUUUUCCUGGAGUUAGUUUGUUGCCUUAUCAUUGUUUUUAUUAUGAUUAUUUUCGUUAUAAUGAAUUGUAGUACCUUGAGUGAGCAAAUGUUAACAUUAAAUUCCAAUUAUGUAUAUUAAAAUAGUCUUUUUUAAGAAAUAUUUUCAUUAAUAAACUGUCUAUGUCAAGUGAUGAAAACUGAGAGGACUGGUGGUUGGCCCUCACUCACCAGAAGUAGUAGUGCCUCCGUGAGAUUUUGAUAGCAAAAAGAAAUUCCACUUAUUUAAAUCAAAUUAUAAUCAACUCAUUUUUCGUAUGUCUGCAAGUCAUAGUUUUGUCCAAAAACUAAUUAUACGCAUGCUCAUGUCCAUUGAAACACACCAUAGCAAAAAUGUUCAUAAAAUUGAAAUUCGAGCUAGCGAGAGGCUUCCAUUUCUUUCCUAAUUUAACAAUUUUUAAGAAUUGUAAAACUGAAUUUAUGUUAAUUACUUUUUAAUUUGUGGACUAGUGCCAUUUUUCUACCAACCAAUUUACAGAAUAAAAUACUGUUCAUGUUUUCAAUGAAUGAAUGAGGAAAGUUCUAUAUUAAAAAAAUUAAAAUGCUCACUCAGUUUGUCGUCUCAAUUAGCUUAAGAGAUAGUUUUUUCCUGUGUAUCUUAUUAAUAAUUUUGAAAUUGAAUUUUUGUGUUGAUUUUUGAACUAUAAAACCAUCUUAGCUGUAUCUGCACGUGUAUGUAACUCUUGAGCUAAUAUUUCAACCAUUGGUUAGAAUAGAAUUUGGACUUGCUUAUACUCAAUAUUUCACUUUUUAUUUUGUACCUUUAUAAAUGCGCUCUUGUAACAGACCUGUAGUGUACAAUGUUAUUCUGUUACAAAGUAUUAAAUGAUGAACUGUUAAUGAUUUUUUUGUGAAAUUGCUCCUAUCACAUAUGAAUGUUAAAAUUGAUUUUAUGUAAUAUUUACAUAGAUAUUAAAAGCUAUUUUUACUCAAUGUACAUCUUUGAAAUGAAGGUGUGAGUUGUUAAAAUAUUUUUUCAAUAAACAAUGUUGUGAAUA
Nezara viridula (southern green stink bug) is the source of this 7701-nucleotide messenger RNA. The record is from the annotation of a GenBank genome assembly. NCBI's taxonomy places the organism in Eukaryota, Metazoa, Arthropoda, Insecta, Hemiptera, Pentatomidae.